Aspergillus caelatus is the source of this 1625-nucleotide messenger RNA. RefSeq names its product class I SAM-dependent methyltransferase. Gene Ontology annotation, molecular function: methyltransferase activity. The transcript is spliced from 4 exons. NCBI's taxonomy places the organism in Eukaryota, Fungi, Ascomycota, Eurotiomycetes, Eurotiales, Aspergillaceae. The coding region runs from base 441 to 1490 and encodes 349 amino acids. The record is from RefSeq and is a predicted model, not a curated record.
GUCAAUAUAUGUUUUGACCAGGCUUCAGUUUCUGCAUAGUUGCCUUAAGACUUUGUGCUACGCUAGGACUACCUAGCUGGAGGGAGCCUUGCUCAUUCCAUUCAAUUAGAACCAUGGCUGGCAAUUAGUACAUGACAGCGGGAUCCUGUUAAACCUUAACAGAGUGUCAUGGCUUACAACAAAUCCCGAAAUCCCGCUUACCAUGAAUAUGAAUGCAUCUUUUCGUGUUAUGCAAGUUGCCAAGAGAAGGGGUUUCCUCUGAAACCAAGUUCGUCCGCCAGAUCGGCAUUACCCCAUACCUAUCUCGUCUAGUGAUAAAAGACAAGAGUUGGCGGACAGACACAGCCUUCCCCUCAGAAGCCUACACCAACAUGUAGCCCUCAGGCCAUAACCAGGCGAUUUCACUCAGUCCACGGAAAUCAACGACGUCAACUAUCGAUAUGGCCGAACAGCGCACCGCCGCGAACAAAACCUUAGCCCCCCCUGAGCUCAAUGUUGAGCGAAUUGAGAACCCUCUCCCAGUGAUAGAAGUUGAAGAGGAGGAUUACUCACCGACAGAUUCCGCCCUCGGAGGCAGCGAUAGCCAAAGUUACGCCACGUCCCUCCUUUCUGAAGUGAAAAAUUACAAGUAUGAGAACGGCCGUCGAUACCACUCUUACCGUGAAGGGCAGUGUGUGCUGCCAAACGAUGAACAAGAGCAAGACCGCGAGGAUCUAUUACACCACGUUCGAAACCUGCAUUUCAGUGGACAUCUGUUCCACGCUCCGAUCCCAGAGAAUGUUGAGAACGUUUUCGAUAUUGGCACCGGAACAGGUAUCUGGGCCAUCGACUUCGCAGACUUAUACCCCAACGCCCGAGUAAUCGGCACCGACCUCAGCCCCAUCCAACCCGCCUGGGUCCCUCCGAACCUGGAAUUCUUCGUCGAUGAUGUUGAAGCCGACUGGACUUUCAAACGAGACCACUUCGACUUCAUCCGCGCAUGCGACCUUGCCGGUUCGAUCGCUGACUGGCCGAAAUUGCUGCGUCAAGCAUAUUCACACACGAAGCCAGGUGGAUGGUUGGAACUAUCCGACUUUGAGAUGGAACAUUUCUCCGAUGAUGACACACUUCAUCUGGCGCCCACACUGGGCGAGUGGUUUAGACUGUUGAUUGAGGCGAGCGCGAAGUUUGAGCACCCGAUGAAGGUGGCGACUGACCAUCAGAGAAAUAUGAUCGAGGCGGGGUUUACGGAUGUGAAGGAAAAGAUUUACAAGUUCCCGAUGGGUCCCUGGGCCAAAGAAGAACGAUUAAAAGAAGCCGGUAGAUUCCAUCGUGAGGUCAUGGUUAUGAGUCUCGAGUCGUAUGCUCUUGCGCUUUGUACAAGGGUCCUCGGCUGGGCCCCUGUGGAGGUAGCGGUUUUCUUAUCUUCUGUGCGGAAAGAGUUGAGAGACCCUAGAGUGCAUAUCUAUGGGAAGUUUCAUGUUGUGUGGGGAAGGCGGCCGAGUGAGUGAGCAUGACUCAAGCUGAAGUGGCGUUUGUGGAUGAUGAUUAAUGACCUUUUCCUAAUUAUACUAAUAAUGUACGAAUUUCCUUUCUUGGCCUCUUUUCGGGGGUUGCUACUGAAAUCAAACAAGUGACUAACAGGA